This is a messenger RNA of Pantherophis guttatus, 2132 nucleotides long. RefSeq names its product terminal nucleotidyltransferase 4B (gene TENT4B). NCBI's taxonomy places the organism in Eukaryota, Metazoa, Chordata, Lepidosauria, Squamata, Colubridae. The record is from RefSeq and is a predicted model, not a curated record. Gene Ontology annotation, biological process: RNA 3'-end processing; polyadenylation-dependent ncRNA catabolic process. Gene Ontology annotation, molecular function: mRNA binding; poly(A) RNA polymerase activity. Gene Ontology annotation, cellular component: nucleolus; TRAMP complex.
CGCUGCUGCGGCUGCUGCGGCGGCGGCGGCGGCCAGCAACAAGAGGAAACGGGACAACAAGGCCAGCACUUUCGGCUUCAACUGCACGCUGCUGCUGGGCCCCGCCGGGGAAAGCGGCGGCCGGCUUUGGGGAACGGGCCUUUGGGGAGGCCGCCGGGCGGGCCGAGGAGCCGGCCUACACCGGCACCCCGUGGAAGAAGACGAAUUACAGCCCCGGCGUGGUGGGCCUUCAUGAAGAAAUCAAUGACUUCUACAAGUACAUGUCUCCUCGACCCGAAGAAGAAACAAUGCGGAUGGAGGUGGUGAACAGGAUACAAAACGUAAUAAAGGAACUCUGGCCCAAUGCGGAUGUGCAGAUAUUUGGAAGUUUUAAGACGGGUUUAUAUUUACCUACUAGCGAUAUUGACUUAGUGGUGUUCGGAAAAUGGGAGACUUUGCCACUGUGGACCCUGGAAGAAGCACUUCGGAAGCACAACGUGGCCGACAAAGGUUCAGUAAAGGUUUUAGAUAAAGCCACUGUUCCUAUCAUUAAACUGACAGACUCCUUUACUGAGGUAAAAGUGGAUAUCAGCUUUAAUGUACAGAAUGGGGUAAAGGCUGCCUAUCUCAUCAAAGAUUUUAUUAAGAAAUAUCCUGUAUUGCCAUAUUUAGUUUUAGUAUUGAAACAGUUCUUAUUGCAAAGGGACCUCAAUGAAGUAUUCACAGGUGGAAUCGGAUCUUAUAGUCUUUUUUUAAUGGCUGUCAGCUUCCUCCAGCUACAUCCCCGGGGGGACGCCUGCACCCCCAAUGCCAAUUACGGCGUCCUUUUAAUAGAAUUUUUUGAAUUAUACGGCCGUCAUUUCAACUACCUGAAAACGGGAAUCCGAAUCAAGGAUGGUGGUUCCUACGUAGCCAAGGAUGAAGUUCAGAAGAAUAUGCUAGAUGGUUACAGACCGUCAAUGUUGUAUAUUGAAGACCCACUACAACCAGGCAAUGAUGUUGGGAGAAGCUCUUACGGCGCCAUGCAAGUUAAACAGGCCUUCGAUUACGCAUACGUGGUUCUGAGCCAUGCCGUCUCUCCGAUAGCUAAAUGUUAUCCCAACAACGAAAGCGAAAGUAUAUUAGGAAGAAUAAUCCGAGUUACGCAAGAAGUUGUGACGUACAGAGAAUGGAUAUCCAAACAGUGGGGGAUCCAGAAUAAUACAGAGACGUCGUGCAAUGGUAACGGAGUGACAUUAAUGGCGGAUAAUCAACAGCUGGACAAAUAUAACAACAACCUUUCCGAAGAGAACCAGUCGCUAGGAAAAGCGAGAAGUAAAACGUUGGAGACGCCCAGCAAACAUUCAUCAAACUCUUCAUCAGGCCCUUUGUCGUCGUCGUCAUCCACGCUCUCCAGCUCCAGCGAUGUGGAGUCGGAUGGCACCCCAUGCAAAACCUCAAAACAGCUGGGCUCCUGCCAGACUUCGGCAAACAGAUUGGUACCUCAGGAGAUCUCCCUCGGGUCCUCUCAGCUGAGCGGCAAAAUGCCAAGUAGCCAAACAGUGAACGCAUCCAAUGUGACAAAUAAGUCCCAGCACGGAUCCAUGAGGCUCUUCCGCACUUCUUCCAACAAAAGCAUCCAAGGUCCAGGGAAUUCCAGCCACGGCACCUUGGUGACGAACAAACAGUACCAGGGCGCUAAGCCACAACAAUUUUACCACGGGAAAAAAAGGAAACACAAGAGGGACGCUGCGCUUUCAGAGUUAUGUAGAUAGUUUUCCUAUCUUGACGGUUGGACUUGUUGCCCCCCUGUGUGCAAUGCUCUCUCACGCUACGAGAAUUAACUUGGACAAAAACGAUUUCCAAGAUCCCUUCUGGAGUCUCAAGACUGUUGGAACGUUGAUUAGCAACGCAUUUUAGUUUUUUUGGGGGGGUGGGGUUGUUUUUUUUUUUUUUUUUUCCAGCUCGCCACGAAAAACCGAUCAUGAAGACUGAAUAACUGCAAAAAAUAAUAAUAAUAAUAAUAAAAAAAAUAAAAAGCGGGUGGGAGGGAGGAAGAAGAGGACAAGGCUGCUUCUCCAGUAAGUCAUAUGCUACAACAGGGUUGUUUAGAUAUAUAAAAAGCUUGAAUGUAAAAUAAAUAUAUCCCGUCAGCUUUCGGGGGCUGACUUCUA